Engraulis encrasicolus (European anchovy) is the source of this 3577-nucleotide messenger RNA. Its product is annotated as sesquipedalian-1-like. Gene Ontology annotation, biological process: retrograde transport, endosome to Golgi; receptor recycling; endosome organization. Lineage: Eukaryota; Metazoa; Chordata; Actinopteri; Clupeiformes; Engraulidae. The transcript has 4 exons. The coding region runs from base 948 to 1778 and encodes 276 amino acids. The record is from RefSeq and is a predicted model, not a curated record. Gene Ontology annotation, cellular component: recycling endosome; early endosome; trans-Golgi network.
ACUACGGUCUGGCGCCAAAUAGAGGAUAUGAAAAGUGGAACUGUGUCGUGGAGCCGUAUAGUUUCUGCCAGAAAGGAUUUCAUAGUCGGCUCCAGCCACGGCGACCUGUGCCUUCGGUCAUCGGCGACAGUGGUGCCAGUGACGAACGGACAGAUGAAGGUUUUGUUGUGGAGCGGUGCUGAGGAGACCACAAAAAGGUCCGACACAGAUAUCUGCGAGAUAGCAGUCUGAGUCGAUAUUUCCUGUGUCUGAUCCAUUCGGAAUUCAUCCGGCGCUGGGGAAUUACCGUUUACGCGCGCGCACUGGCAAUCUGAUUUCAAGAGGUCACUUUGUGAUGAGAGAAAAGUUUGGUGGUUGAACACGUUUGUUGACGUGUGCCAUGCGCACACCUUGCUACCAGGAAGUGUGAUUUUGACAACACCCAUUUCUUAUCGCGCGCAGACCAAAAAAAACUAUCAUAGUUCCUUGACACAGCAGGGCACGGUUUCGCAAAUGUAUGUCUUCUCGCUGCAUGGGCGUUUUCGGGUUUGUAUUCUGUGGUGGUUAUAGCACCUUAGUAGCAGAUGGAAAAUCUGCCGUGGAUGUUGCUGCAUAGCCUACUUGACGAUUGUGCGGAAGCGAGGGACGUAGGCUACAGACCAGCAACCUGUGCGUAAAACAAGCCGAGACAUCUUAUUAGGGGACCGUGACAGGUAUGUCAAGAAUUCCGUUCUUGGUGUGUUGCUGAAGACAAUCAACUCGGAAUUUCGAAGCUCUAUAUUUCACAGUUUUAUGCUGUCAGGACGCCGACGCCCAAGCCUGUGCUUGCAGAUACUGGCCAGGUCUCCCCCGCAGAUGCCCCAUUAAUCAUUAAUGAUCAGUAGGCUAAACUAUGUAGUUAUUUAUGACAUGAACUUACUGAAGAACAACUCAAGGUGCUCUGCACCUAGUGAACUGAGUUAUAAGUUAUGAAGAUUCAUGGGAAGAUUUUGAACCACUACCUCUCCUGCAGUGCCUCCGUGGACAAAGAAGGAUACCUGUACAAGAAGGGAGAAGUGAACACAUCGUAUCAGAAGCGCUGGUGCAUUCUGAAGGGGAACUUGCUGUUCUAUAAGGAGCGUGCGAGCGAGUCGAGCGAGGUGGUGGGGGUGAUCGUUCUGGAGGGCUGCUCCGUGCAGCUUUGCGAGUCCGAGGAGAAGUUUGCCUUCUCGCUGGUCUUCGCCGAGCCGGGGCUACGCACAUACAAGUUUGCGGCCGAGGACCAGACGAGUCAAGAGAGCUGGAUCAAGGCACUGCUGUCAGCCAACUAUGGCUACCUGGCUCUACUGGUGAAAGACCUGCAGAAGCAAUAUCUGGAGGCAGUCAAAGCAGCAGGUGAAGACCCAGCGGACCCCCAGCGAGCAGGGGUAGACGGCAUGGCCCAUGCCCACCCACGAAGCCUCAUCGCUGGGUCCGUCUUCUACACCGGCGCCCCCACCUCCUUAGCUCCAGCUCCCGGAUCAGCCACGGGAGCGAGGGACCCUUCGGCGGCCCAGAGAUCCUCACAGCUCCUGCAGCCUAACGUCCCAUCAAAGGGCGCAGGCAAGAGGUCCCCCAAGCUGUGGCCCAAACGGAACGCUCUGGUCGCCCCCGUCAACGGGCCUGCCCCUCCGCAGGGGGAGUGGUCAAUGGUCACCACAGACGACUUUCUGCAGAUGCAUGAGGAAUACGGGCGAGAGGUGAAGGAACUGAAGGCUGAUUGGCUGAGGAGCAAGCAGCGAGUGACGUCAUCAGCAGCGGACUUGAUUGACCUUGGAUAGUUACGUGGUGGAGGGUUUUAUUUUUAUUUCAUUAUUUUCUUUGUUUUAUUAUUAUCCUUGUGUGGGAGUCGAAUGCCAUGCAAUUUAAACAAACUUGAACUUUAAUCGUAAAUGAAAAGCUGUAUUUAUGAGAGAAGUCUUCCUAUGCUGGUUGUGCAUCAAGCAUUUCCAUUACAUUUUUAUUUAAAAAAUUUUAGUCAUAAUUAUAAUGCAAUCUUUGUCAUAUAUUAUGUACUAAAUACUACAGUAUUUAGUGCAUAUUUGAAGUAUUUAUUUAUUUUGUAAAGAGCACGGAAUGUAGUAGGCUACUAAGUCUCGAGCCUGCACGAAAGUAGUGGAAUACACAUUUAUAUAGUUUAGUGUCUGAUUGAACAGACACUAAACUACGUACGCAAAAAAGCGAAACAGAAAAAGAAACGUGAAUGUGAUCAAUAUCUCACAAGUAAUGGUAUUGGUGCUGACCCUUUCUCACUCGCUCACCACUGACAUGCCAUUGGGCUGCCACAGGAACUCACCAGGCCAGCCAACAGAUAAGGGCAACUUCCAUCAACGUUUGUGGAUGAGCAAAACGCAACUGUGUGUGUGUGUGUGUGUGUGUGUGUGUGUGUGCGCGCUCGGUCUCAACGUGCCAAAUGCCUUAGCCAUUUUAUGCAAUAGUAUAUGGCUAACACACACAGGACAGUACAGGAGGGCAAUGAGUUAUUUCUGUACUCGAUUCGACUCUAAUUAUAUGAUUCCAUCCACAUAUGGGCAUAACGGUUUGGGCUUGAUGUUUCAUUUGCCGAACGCUUAAUAAUGAUAACUUCGAACCAAUAACUACAAUGAUCAGACUCCUAUCCUGCCAUACAAAAAGCAUAUAAAGACACAACGCGCGCGCACACACACACACACACACACAGGCCCGCAGACAGGGGGGACAAAGGGGUAUGUUGUCCCGGGCCCCAGGAGAUAGGGGGUCCCAAUUACAUUGUAUGUCUUGGGUAGGGGGCCCUUUCAGUUGACUUUGUCCUGGGCCCAGCAAAAGCUGUCAGCGGCCCUACACACACACACACACACACACACACACACACACACACACACACACACACACACACGUAAUCACCAGACAGAAGGUUAUACUGAUGCGUAUGACAAGACUGAAUUGAAUGAAUGGCAUGACGUCAUACAUAGACUACUAUGCAACAUGUACGAUAAGCUAAAAUAAACAGCCAACAGAAGCAUGUGGUGCCAAAUAUCUUUGAAAUAUUUUUAUUUCGCUGUUUAUAUUAAGUUUGUUUGGUUGGUUGGUUGUUUGUGAAAGCAUUUCAAGUUUAGUCUAUGCUCUGACAUUUUUUUUAAAAUGGGUAACAGGUUGACUUUAAGACUGUUAUUUUUUUUAAAAAUUCAUUUAGUUUUAUGAAUUGCGUCAAUAAUAAUAAUAAUAUUGUUAGAAUAUGAUAUUAAAGACUUUAUAGUUUACUGUUCACCCUGUGAGUUAUAUUUAUAAGCUUGUGAUAUUUUGUAAUUGGCCACAGAGUAAUGUCACCGUCUGUCAAAGAUGUGGCCAACAAUAAUUAAAAUUCAAUAAUGAUGAACUAUUAUUCUGUAUGCAUUAACUUAAAUCUUUAAUUGUUUAAUUGUAGUCAUAUUGGCUGUCAUGCAGUGUGUUUUUGUAUUAGUAUUAAUUAAAAUUCAUAAAUGAUGUAGCAUAUGUGUGCGUGCGUGUGUGUGUGUGUGUUUGAGCAUGUGAGUAAUGUCCACUGUGCAUGUGCAUUGGAACGGCAUAAGCAAUAAAAGUGACAGAGGAUGUUAUUAGUUUA